Mytilus trossulus (common blue mussel) is the source of this 1498-nucleotide messenger RNA. Its product is annotated as carnosine synthase 1-like. The coding region runs from base 147 to 1436 and encodes 429 amino acids. Gene Ontology annotation, molecular function: ATP hydrolysis activity; carnosine synthase activity; metal ion binding. Lineage: Eukaryota; Metazoa; Mollusca; Bivalvia; Mytilida; Mytilidae. The transcript is spliced from 3 exons. Gene Ontology annotation, biological process: carnosine biosynthetic process. The record is from RefSeq and is a predicted model, not a curated record.
GUAUUUAAUAAAAUUUUAUGCAACAAUAACUUAAUUUCAUAUAAAAGGGAUGUCAGUCAAGUGAUGUAUUUGAAUGAAUGGUAGUUGUGCUGUCUGACAUAUUUAACUUUUAAAAAAAAAACCUGGAAAAACACGAACGCAUAGCAAUGAUCACACCACGAGAAUUUCUGGCUAUGCAGGACAAAACUGUGUUGGUGAUUGGUGUUGGUGGUUAUUGUCAACGAUUUAUUUGGGAUGUUUAUAAAGAAUUUGGAAUUAAGAUUGUUUUGGUUGACCCUGAUGAUAAAAACCUUGCCAUUUCAAAGGUUACAGCAUUUAUUGAAUACGACUUUCAGAGUCACCAAACGGACCAGGAGCAUGCAACAUGCAUAAUUAAAAUUCUAAAGGAGAAAGGAGUAACAAUUGACGGCUGUGUUACAUUUUUAGACACAUGUGGCCCUUUAGCCGCAAUCAUUUGUCACCAUCAAAAUUUACACGGCCCAGGACAAGAAGCAGCAUAUGUGGCUAAAUAUAAAGGUACAACUUAUGAGGUAUUAAAAACAAAAGAGCAGACACACCAGUUUAUUGUAAAAUGUUACCAAAUCAAUACUUUAUCUGACAUCGAAAAUGCAUUUUCUUAUGUUGGAGUUCCCGCCGUUAUGAAACCGGAAAACGGAUGCUGUGGUGCCGGUGUAAAACGUAUUACAGAUUUAGAACAGUUCAAAGUGACUUAUGAGAAUGAAGCGUUAACACAUGGAAACAAUUUCACAUUGAUGGAGUUCAUAGAAGGGACUCAGCAUGGUAUUGAACUUAUACUAUUUCAGAGGGAGCUAAUUGCUUCGUUUGUAACCGACUAUGGCCCAACAAGGAAGGAUAGAUUUACAGAAACAGCCGCCACAAUGCCUAGCUGUCUAUCAAAAGACGCAGUAGAAGAACUUAUGACUGCUGCACAUAAAUGUUGUAUUGGUAUAGGGUUGGUCGACGGGGUUUUCAACGUCGAAAUGAAAAUGACCUCUGAUGGACCAAAGCUUAUAGAAAUGAAUGCUAGAAUGCCUAGUUUUUAUAUAAGGGACUGGGUAUUGACAUGCUAUGGAAUCGAUCUUCUAUUGUAUACUUUCAUGACUUGUUUAGGAAUUCGUCCAGAAAUUACUAAACCGGUUCCAACUCAUCAAAUAAUGGGCAUAGCUUGUGUACCGUCUGUACAUAAAGAACAUUUGACGAAGUUACAAACGGUUGAUCUAUUCAAAGAUAUGGAUAACAAGGGAAUUAUAAGUUAUCACCAAUUAAGCAACAGUUUAGAAGAUUGUGAAAAUGAUGGAAAUGAAAUACCAUUUUGUUCUCUUGCUUUCAUAGAUCAAGAUAUCCGAAAAACAAAAGAAAAACUAUUAACAGUUUGGAAUUCAAUAGGUUUCAACACGGACAGUUACGAUGUAAAGGAAUUUUUAAAACACUUUUAAAAUAGAUAAAAAAAAAAUCUAUUCGAAACACUUCAAUUUGUUUAUUUGUACUUAAAACCAUU